ACAUGGAAGUGGCCUUGUUGCAGGGAUUGCUGGGAAGAAGAAGUACAGUCGAGAUUGGGAAUUUGGAGAGGGAGGUAGCUCUCUGAAGAGGAAUUCUUGUGACCUCAGAAGUAAGAUUUCCAGGGAAGCGCUUGGAGGAAGGUGUCCUGUGUACACGCCCCAGAGAGGACUGCAACGCCUUCAUUUCUUUGAAAAGAGCCUCUGUCUGUUUGCCAUGGCUGACAUUGAGAUCUUAGAGGACCGAGACAAGCUGAAGAGAGGACUGGUGAAAGUCCUGGAGUGUGUGGCUACAAUCUCGUCAGCGGCCGCCGUGGUGAACCCCAUCUUUGGUGUGGCAGGCUCGCUGAUCCGCGUAGUCCUGCACCACGUUGACGACGAAGAGAUCCAGACGCUGAAGCGCGAGUUCAGCAGUGUGAACCGGGCGCUGGACGAGAUCUCCCAGCAGAACCGAAGCGCCCUACUGCAGAUCAAGAAAGAGACGCUGGACGGCCAGUACUGCCGCGUGGAGGAGAACAUCCGCAACCAGUUCCGCAAAUUCAUGGAGAUCGUGGAGGCGCGGCCGGAGUACCAACAACGCAAAAAGGACGACUUUGAGGAGAGCUACGCCAACGACAUGGGCGAUCAGAACCUGCACACGCUCUACGACGGUGUCAUGGGGAAGCCCAAGCUCUUCAGCAGGCCCAUCUUGGAGGUCUACAUGACCCAUUCCCAGGGCGACCGGCGGGUGAUGGAGCGCCUGUGCACCCGCCUCACCUACCUCUUCUGCAUCGGGCUGAUCGCCCUCAUGGGUUACGCUGCCAUCAUCGGGGAUGAUGAGGAAGGCUUGAGCGAGGAAUGGGCUGAGAAGAUGGAAAAUGUGCAGGAGAGGAUGCAGGAGGUGCUGAGAAGAUGCAAGUGAUUCUUCCUCCUGUUCUACUCACCGGACUCCUUAUGUUUUCCCUAGAGCAAUGGUCACCAACCCUGAUGCUGGAGAUCUACCUAGUUUCAACCAUAACCAGCUCCAGCUAAUUAGCUUUUUCAGAAGUUCUUGAUUGGCACGAUCAGAUCAGUUAGUGUUAAGUAAGUUGGGCAGCAUGUUAGAUGAAGGUUGGAAUAAAAAUGUGCAUGAAAAUAGAUCUUCAAAAGGAGAUUUGGUGACUGCUGCCCCUAGAGCAUUGGUCACCAUCCAUCUUCCUGGAGGUCUAGCUGUUCUUGAAGAUCCACUAACCACCAACCGUAAUCUAACAGACCUGAUCCAGCUGACUGAAGAAAUCAAAAAACAUUGCUUACAAAAAUGAAAAAGAAACAGGCACCAAUUUGCAUAAUGCUAAUAACACUUACUUGGUGGUUAAAGGCUUCCAUUUGCUGUUAGACAAAUUUGCAUAUCUGGUCAAACUACUCCCUUAAAGUCUUCUGAAAAGACUGUUUAAUUCGAUCAGGUUAAGUAGACUUGGGUUCCAACUAAACUAUUCAGGAACGUAGAUCUCUACAAAGGGGAUGGGUGACCACUGCCCUAAAGGCAGUGUCUCACUGCUGCCCCCUUUGGUUUAGAUUUAUCUUUACACUCUAACUGUUUUCUUCCUCUCUUUCUAUCCUAUUCCUUAUUUCUCUCAUUUGCUGUCUUGUAUCGUGUCUGUGUUACAAAUAGCCCUUUGUUUUUGGUUGUAUGUACGCACACACUGUGAUUCCGUCGCCCUCCACCUACCUGAAGUCUCCAGAGCUUAAAAACAGUCCCCUGGUGAACAUCUGUUAGGAUACCCAUUAUGAAAAAAGAAUGUUUAAAUAUUUAGUAGGGCUGGCCCGAACACCAUUUUACAGGAUUUCAAUACUUGCUGGUGUUUCUAAAUGAGUACCUGGACAUUCGUUCUAAAAACCAGUCAAACAGAAUAAUAAUUAUGUUUCAUCAUUAACCAAAAAUAUCAAGUAUGGUUGUUACUGGAGUUCAAAACAUAUACAAUAGGCACCAAUUAUAUACAGUAUAGUGCAGAGCCUGGGAUGUACUUUUUUUGUUUUGUUUUGUUUUUUUUACAUUUUUAUAUUCCCAUAUAUUAGCUGUUCUAUCUUCCAAAGACUUUUGCUGAUGACAUUGAUUGUAGUUUUUUGUGGCUUAACAAAGAUAAAGUUUCCGAAUAAUCAAAUGAGAAACAAACAUGACCCAUGUAACAAACAAAUACUCAACUGUUCAGAUUAUUCGGGCCAGCCCUAAUGUUUAGUAAUGUUAAACAUUACAGGUGGAUUCCAAUUUGACAUUUUGCCCUUGAUAGCUUUGGUAAUGGUUAUUUUUGAGGGGGUCUUAAAAUGCCAGUGGACAAAAAAACACUAAUUUCUGUACAUUAAACUGUAUUUAGCUCUUUCAAACUGUGUAGCAAUUUAAACCACAUAUUAGUGCACCAAAACAAAAGCAGAGGGCGUAAUGAUCCCUGUCCAUACUUGCAGAUUUCAGAAUGGCUAGUCUUUCUUUCAGGUGCACGGUAUCACUACGUCACAUUCACACCCAACAGCCUGUCUGGGAUUGGUCUUAUGAAAUCCAGUUAUUCAACAUCCUUUCUUGCACUGCAGGUGGUUCUGCUACAAAAUCUGAACAGUUUCAGGCCAAACCCUGACUCUGUGAGGCUACUUCAAGCCUAAUACGAUGCUGUCUUUCAUACACCAAACGCACGGAAUGUAUUAGUACAUGGUGUAUUUGGUGUUUUGUAACACUAAGUAAGUACCCGGUAUACACUACAGAUUUUUUUUUUUUGGUGAGGUUGGAACACUACAUCUUCUAUUUGAAAACAUAAUACUGCUCCACUGAAAUUAAAUUAGUGAUGUUAUUCACACAGAACUGAAACUACAAGCCACUUUCCUGAACAUGUAUUUAAGCCUAGUCUUGGACUAAACUGCGGUGCCAAUGGUGAAUCACCAUUGGGAACUUUUUUGUCUCUGUUUAGGUUUAAUUGUUUUGAGAAAAUAUACAUACAUGUUUAUAGGGCAUGCAUUUGCUAACAUUGCCUUCAAAUGCUUGAAAGGAAACACUAAAAUCAACGAAUAUAUAUACAUAUUAUAAGUCUCACACUACAGAAGCAUCACUAAUUCCUAUUGGCCAAAUUUUACUUUGCACUUAGUCCAGCCUUACUGUCCUAAACAGAGGUCCUGUAACAACAUCAUAACCAAAUAUGCUAUUUAUGAGAGCUCUAUUACCUGCUUGUCUAAGUGCUAUGAUGGCUCAUCCAGAAAAAUCAUGUGCAUUUGUUUUAGCACAAAAGAUCCUAGAACUUUAGUUUUUAAUAGGAAAAAUGUGAAGAAGAGCAGCUUUCUGUGAAAAGUCCAUCACAUAGGUCAAUAUGUUCAGUCAGAAUGCUGCUUUGUUUUAGCAUUGUGCACUUCUGUGGUUGUUUAACCUCCUAAAAUGGGAAUCCAACUGAAUUUUUGAAAUUUCUAUAUUAUUCAAUCAUUAAAAUGUAAAGAAAGCCAUUCACAGUGGCUUGAAAAUUGUUCACAGUGGUGGUGAUAGGAGCCAGAUGUCUACAGAGUUUCAUCACCGAAUGUUACGACAUGACAUGAUUACAAAUAACCUGCCUCAUGCCUGAUAAAUGGUUUUAUUUAGGAUGAGAUUUUGGCCUAAAAUGCAUUCCUUGAAGGCAUGCAGAUUGGAGUGGUACACGCAGAGUGCUUUAAGGCAAAAUAGUACCCAAAGGAAACAUGCGUCAAAAAUAUCCCAUAUAAAAAGUCAUGGUUAUUUUGGUUAAUAAAUAAAAUGCCUAUAUUUGCACUGUAGACAUCCCCAUUUCUGGUCCCAAUCACCACCACUACAAAAAAACGUGAGGUAAAUUUUUCUAGCAUGCCGCAUUUUGCACCAAACCACUUUGAAUGUCAGAAUUACAUUAGAAUUUUGAAAAAUGGGUGGAAUUCCACUUUAAUGCUGAAGCAGAUAAGUAUUUUUUUCUGAACAUACACUGAAGUGCUUUUUUAUUAUAUAAUAGCUGUUUUCUUUGUACAGGGAUAAAGAAACUGUCCUUAUUGUUCCUGUCAAAUAGUAUCUUGUGCCAUUUUAUUUUAUUUUAUUUUAUUUUAUUUUUUUUUUGUUUUUGUCUAAAGUUUAUUUUCUGCCUGUUCAUGUUGGAUAACAAUACCUGGAUCAAAUAACUCGAUUAAUAUUUGCGAUAUACUGCUUCAAGUGUACUCAGCUUUGGUGGGCCAUUUACUAACCCAUGCCACUAGUGCCUCUUGUGUACUUAAAUCAGUUACUUUCUCUAUUCCUUUGUCUGUGCAGUAUCACGUAAUGGGCUGUUUAGGCUAUCUGUCAUGGUUACAAAUCACUUUAAUGUAUGUAUAUGCGCUUAAAUUCAAUUAUUAUGCACUUUCAAAAUAAGAUGAACAAUAACAUCCUUUUAUGAGACGUCUCAUUGCCUCUUGUGGCAUCCUGACAUUACUCGGUGUUUCAGGACAGAAUGCAAAUGAGUGAGGAGUGCAGUUUGCGUCAGGGACGGGAGGUUUACUGACAGUGAGGAUGCUUUCAUGUAAAUCUAUAUAUUUGUUAUUUUUUGUUGCUGUUCAAUAUUGUAUAAAGUACUAUGCAGCACUACUAUUAAAGAUGACAAAAACCUA
This is a messenger RNA of Colossoma macropomum (tambaqui), 4566 nucleotides long. RefSeq names its product rapunzel (gene rpz). The record is from RefSeq and is a predicted model, not a curated record. NCBI's taxonomy places the organism in Eukaryota, Metazoa, Chordata, Actinopteri, Characiformes, Serrasalmidae. The coding region runs from base 215 to 898 and encodes 227 amino acids. The transcript is spliced from 3 exons.